AUGGGGGAGCAGGGGCUCUGCAAAGCCACAGCCGACAUCUACGAGCGGCUGGCGGCGGAGCUGGAGCCGCUGGGCUGCGACUGCGAGUGCCUGGGCGGCGGCAGGAUCCGCCACGAGCGCGGCGCCAGGAGGAUCCACGUGUACGGCUACUCCAUGGGCUUUGGGCGAGCAAAGCACUCCGUGACUACAGAGAAGCUGAAAGCCAAGUAUCCAGACUAUGAGAUCACUUGGGCAGACGAAGGCUACUAGCUCGGUGAGACAAGGUGGCCGCCUCAUACCAGCCUGGAGCUGGCCUGGCUGCCUUCUCCAGCUCAGCCUUCGGGGAGAUAGCAGCAGGGUUCCCAGCAGCUAAUGGGCACUGCUGGUUUUCUCUGUGUUGAACUCCCUGCUCUGAGAACCUUGAAUUCUCCUAAGGCAUCUGCAYAUCUCUAUUUUCACUGGACUUCCUCGGUGCCACAGGCUCUGCCUGUCCCCCUGUCGCACGCAGCAAAGCCUGAGGGUGAAUCCCACAGCUUGGUGAGGCUGAUGGGGGCUCUGCCUUAGCCUUGCUUGUGGCAAAGGCUUGUCCUGCAUGCAUGGUGACCA
Nothoprocta perdicaria is the source of this 585-nucleotide messenger RNA. RefSeq names its product phosphohistidine phosphatase 1 (gene PHPT1). The record is from RefSeq and is a predicted model, not a curated record. Bases 1 to 249 code for a protein of 82 amino acids. NCBI's taxonomy places the organism in Eukaryota, Metazoa, Chordata, Aves, Tinamiformes, Tinamidae. Gene Ontology annotation, molecular function: protein histidine phosphatase activity. Gene Ontology annotation, biological process: peptidyl-histidine dephosphorylation. Gene Ontology annotation, cellular component: cytosol. The transcript has 3 exons.